CCCAAAUCCUGCAAAAAAGAGACGAACUUUACACUCAAAAAUAUCAAACACCUUCAAAAUCAAAAAUUGAUAACAAAACUGAAACCCAAAUGGCUCAAAAUCAUCACAGACCCAAAAGCCUAAUCGAUUCACUCGGAGAAGAAAUAGUCAGAAUCAUAACACCAGUUUCAAUCUGCAUGUUAAUUGUGGUAAUUCUAGUGUCAAUCCUCAACGAUGCAGACAGUUCAUCAGCAUCAUCCACAAUCAACUCCAUGGCAACAAUGGCAUACAAUGAAACAAUCUCAGAUUCUUUCUGGGACAAAUUCAAAGGUGCCCUUUUGAACUCACUAGUGUUUGUAGCCAUUAUCACUGCAGUAACUUUUCUUUUAGUGCUUCUUUUUUACCUCAGAUGCACUCAGUUCUUGAAAUACUACAUGGGGUUCUCUUCUUUUAUUGUAUUAGGGUUCAUGGGUGGUGAAAUUGCUUUGUUUUUGAUUAAAGAGUUUAGCUUUGGUAUUGAUUGUUUUAGUUUUUUGUUGGUUUUGUUUAAUUUUGCUGUGGUGGGUGUUUUGGCUGUGUUUAUGUCAAAAAUGGCUAUUUUUGUUACUCAGGCUUAUUUAGUUGUUAUUGGGGUUUUGGUUGCUUAUUGGUUUACCCUUUUGCCUGAGUGGACUACUUGGGCAUUGUUGGUUGCUAUGGCUUUGUAUGAUUUGGCUGCUGUUUUGUUGCCGAUUGGUCCGUUACGGAUUUUGGUUGAGCUUGCUAUAUCGAGGGAUGAAGAUAUCCCGGCGUUGGUUUAUGAGGCGCGUCCGAUUACAAGUCAUGACUCUGGCUCGAGGGAGGGUGUGAUUCAAAGGAGGGUUUGGAGAGAGAGGAGGACUGUGGGGGAUGGUUCUGAGGAUAAUUUGGAAUCAAACUUGAGUAAUAGUGGUGCACGUGAUUUAAUCGAUGGUGGCCGUCAUGCCACGCAAUUGGUCAGGGCUGAGGCGGGGCAUAUUCCAGAAAGGGAAGCUGCGCUUUCUGCACCGUUAAUUGACCGUAGGAGCAGUGUUCAGUCGCAUGGACAUGGAGAUGUUGUAUCUAGCGAAAAUUUGCUGCUAGAGGGUAUUGGGUUGGGGUCAACCGGAGCUAUAAAGUUGGGACUUGGGGACUUUAUCUUCUACAGCGUGUUAGUUGGAAGAGCUGCGAUGUAUGACUUUAUGACUGUGUAUGCGUGCUAUCUUGCUAUUAUAGCUGGUCUAGGCAUUACGCUGAUGCUGUUGGCAUUUUAUCACAAAGCUUUGCCAGCACUUCCUGUGUCAAUUGCGUUAGGUGUGUUAUUUUAUUUCUUGACACGGUUCUUGCUUGAAGCUUUCAUUUUACAAUGUUCUUCGAAUCUAGUGAUGUUUUAGCAUUAGACUAAGCUGUUAUAUUUCUAGAUCAAAACCUUGCCUCAGAAGAUGCAUCAUUUGAAAUUCAUCAAUUGUUGUUGUAACUUAUAAUUUAAAUCCUUCUUCAAAUCAAUUGUGUAUUUGAUUUUAUAA
Messenger RNA from Mercurialis annua (annual mercury), 1502 nucleotides. Its product is annotated as presenilin-like protein At2g29900. Lineage: Eukaryota; Viridiplantae; Streptophyta; Magnoliopsida; Malpighiales; Euphorbiaceae. Gene Ontology annotation, cellular component: membrane; nucleus. Gene Ontology annotation, biological process: protein processing. The transcript has a single exon. Gene Ontology annotation, molecular function: aspartic endopeptidase activity, intramembrane cleaving. The record is from RefSeq and is a predicted model, not a curated record. The coding region runs from base 90 to 1370 and encodes 426 amino acids.